Messenger RNA from Pseudophryne corroboree (corroboree frog), 2269 nucleotides. It is a transcript of the gene PLIN2, whose product is annotated as perilipin 2. The coding region runs from base 133 to 1428 and encodes 431 amino acids. Gene Ontology annotation, cellular component: lipid droplet; cytosol. NCBI's taxonomy places the organism in Eukaryota, Metazoa, Chordata, Amphibia, Anura, Myobatrachidae. Gene Ontology annotation, biological process: positive regulation of triglyceride storage; lipid storage. The record is from RefSeq and is a predicted model, not a curated record. The transcript has 9 exons.
GCUCGAGGUGACGGGCUUGUGAGAGCUGGGCGUGACCUAGCGUCCUAUAAAUUAGCGACUCCUGCGUACUGUGUUAUUCGGUUCUUGAGCGGUUGUAGUUGUGCUUUUUGGGUGAGGUUGUUGACUCUCGAUAUGGCUGAUACCGUACAGCAGCAACAGAAUGUGGUGGCAAGGCUGAUUAAUCUCCCCUUGGUGAGCUCUACGUAUGACCUGGUGUCUUCUGCUUAUAUACACACCAAAGAUAAUCAUCCGUAUUUGAAAUCCGUGUGUGAUGUUGCUGAAAUAAGUGUGACGACCAUCACGUCGGUGGCUGUGACUAGUGCCAUGCCAAUCCUGCAGAGACUGGAGCCUCAGAUUGCUAUUGCUAACAACAUUGCAUGUAUAGGAUUGGAUAAGAUAGAGGUGAAGCUGACAAUUCUAUAUCAGCCUACUGACAAGGUUGUCUCCAAUGUCUCUGAGGCAGUUUUUGGUGCAAAGGAUAUUGUCCUACAGAGUAUCUCAGGAGUAGUCUGUAAAACUAAAGGAGCUGUGCAGGAAAGUGUAGAGAUGACAAAGGCUGUUGUGAAUGGCAGCAUUAACACCGUUCUGGGGAGCAGUGUAGUACAGAUGGUGAGCAGCCAUGUUGAUACUGCACUGACAAAGUCUGAAACGCUUCUAGAACAGUACCUGCCACCAACUGAUGAAGAGCUGGCCAAGGAAGCAACAAAAACAGAGGGGUUUGAAUUGGCAACUGGAAAACCAAGUUAUUAUGUCCGUUUGGGAUCACUCUCUACCAAGGCCCGUAAACGUGGUUAUCAGCAAGCCCUGACACUAAUGAAGGAUGCUAAAUGCAGAAGCCAGGAAGCCAUUAUUCAGCUGCAUAAUACUGUUUAUUUGAUUGAAUUUGCAAGAAAGAACAUGAAUGGUGCCAAUCAGAAAAUCCAUGAUGCACAGGAUAAGAUGUAUAAUGCGUGGGUGGAAUGGACAAAAAACACAGGACAGCAAGCUAGUGGGGAGAAUGAAAGCACAGAGCAAAUUGAAUCACGCACUUUGACUAUUGUCCAGAAUUUGACCCAACAACUACAAACCACAUGUCUUUCCCUGGUGACCAGUGUUCAAGGCCUUCCACAAAACAUCCAGAACAAAGCUCACAACAUCAGUGCCAUGGCUGCAGAUGUCUAUCAGAACUUCCGUUCUGCCUCUUCCUUCAGAGAAAUUUCUGAUGGCCUCUUAACCACUAGCAAGGAGCAAUUUACAAAAAUGAAGAAUUCUAUGGAUGAUGUAAUGGACUACUUGGUUAACAACACACCACUAAACUGGCUGGUGCCUGACUUCAGCAUCACUGACCUUUCCUCAGAGGUGGACGAUAACCUAGAUGAGUUGGUUAUCGAAGAGGAGAAGCAAGACUUUUCCCGAGCGAAUGGGGGAGUAAUAAACCGGGAUUUGUAAUAGCGUACCUUUUACUCAUUAGUGAAUGUAAACAUGUUUGCCAUUCAGUAGAUAUGUUCUGCUUUACACUGACAAUGGAAUUUUAUUAACAAAACUAACCUGUGGUGAUGGAGACCUUUGUGUCUAUCUAGCUUUCAGUUUCUAAAAUAAAGCUCCAAUAAGGGCCCUUGGCCUGUGCUUAUGGUAAUGUACAACAAUUAACAGCUGUUGCAGCAGGAACUAUGUUGCUUCAUAGCUUGUUUAUUAGCUGGUGUAUGGGAAGUUUUAAUGAGUGUUGUGUAGGGUAUUUUCUUUCUGCUAUAAGGCUGGGGCCCACACAUACCGGCCAAGCGGGUCCUGCUGAAAGGGACCUACUUGGCCAGGAAGGGGGUUUUGUGUUCACACGGAUCCUGUUCUGUGAGAUGCCGCAGAACAGGAUCCGGCCAGUGACACACAGGAUUUCAAUAGAACACACUGUGGGCACAUACAUUGAAAUGCAUAUAUUCACAUUGAAAUCCUGCCGUCCUGUCAUCCAGCUCAACCGUGGAUCCAGCAGCAGCGUGACUGGUGCAUAUGUGUGGGUGCCUGCAUGUGUAGUCUCCUUCCAGCCAAGCAGGUCCCACUGAACGGGACCCGCUUGGCCGCUAUGUGUGGCCCUAGCCUGACGCUAGAAGCAAGAAAGAACAUGAAAUAACAAUGUUGUAUAUGGCAUGACAUCACAGUUGCCAAAUAGUCAUAAAUAUGUGGUUUGUAUUUAUGCCAGUGCCUUUAAUGUUCACACGGUUAGAAUUUGGUGAUUUGUUAGCUGAUUGUACAUUUUGUUAUAUUGCUCUUUUUUAAUAAAGUGUGUGUUCACAGCAAA